UGCGAGGGGCGUCGUUGCGUCCCGGCCCGACUCACAUCGCCUUCCAGGCUCAUGGUCGCCUCCUCGACGCCCUGGCGGCACUGCGUGUCCGGCCGGUCUUUGCGGCGCCCUCUGCGAGCUUCGCGGGCGAGAUAAGGGGCGCUGUCCAUUCGCUUUGCUCUACUCUCACUCCCCGCUCGCGUUCCCCCUACUGUCACUUUACUGUCCCCUGUUAUUACUGCUUUCCUUUUCAUAUUUGUUUUUUUUUUCAGUAUGUUUGUGGCUGAAAGCGCCGGCGCUACGUGAUGUGGGUUUCGUUAUGUGUAUAAAUAUGACUGUGUGUGAGAGAGAGCGCCCAGCGUUUUGUAUGGGGUAUGAGAGCCACGGGUUUUGAUAUGUUUGUACGUAUGUAUACAUGUGUGCGCCACAGGGUGCGUGUUUGUGCGCGAGCGAGCCAUAGGUUUCGUUAUAUAUGUGCGGGCGAGGCGCGGGUUUUGUUACAUGUGCCUGGCGCUCUGGCCCUGUGCGUUGUGGGUUUGCCUGUUCCUGCUCUGUGCGACUCCUUGUACGCGCUCAGUUAUGGGGGAUUUCCUUUGCUGCAUGGAUUGUAGGAUCAGAUGGCCUCGGUUCCCUGGGAUCUGUAUCGCUUCCCUCCAUUUUUAGCCAAGGGGGCUUUCUAAAGUGUGUUGUAAUGUGUUGUUGAUUUUCCUGUUUGUUGCCUUUAACCGUUCAUCCGAAAGCUGAUCAAUGCAUUUUAUGUGGGUUCAGAAACAAAACGUCUCUGUUAUGGGUAUGCCGCCAACUCGGGUCCAUUAAAAGAGUGACACUCGGAUGAUAAAUCCAUUAAGCAUCUUUUGCAUUCUGGGGGUGGCACAUUGGUCUCAUACCUCCAGCACUGGGGGUGUGAUUCACAUCUCUGGUUUCAUUUGCAAGCAUUUCCCCCAAGUAAUCUAGUAUCCUCUCCUUGUUUAAAAAAAUGCAGUAGGAUGAAUUUGUGACACUCAUUUCUCCUGUGUGUGUGUGAGCAUUAGUCAGCAAAUAGCAUAGUGCUCGAGAAAGUGUUCUCAUAUGCAUUCUGAUGAGGAGGAGCCCUUGUCUUUGUUUACUGGACCUUCCUUUCUUUUACAUCUGUUGUAUAGUGCUGACAAAAGUAUUGCUUAAUUUGCUAUAUUUGUUUAUUUUAUUGCUCAGUGCAGUCAGUAACCAUAAUAUUUCUGAUCCGAACUCAAAGCAUUUUUUUUUAUUUUGUAAGGUGAAAUGUUAAUUGCUUCAUUUGUGCAUGUGCCACAUUACUUGCUCCAUUGUGCCUCAUUGAUAUUUUUAUAAAAAUAAAGGGAAGUGUGAGCUGUUUGGGGAGUGAGAGGCCUUCCUGUUGAGCUGCUCCUUCACACAUGUUGACAUUGAUGCACUAGCUUGCCUGUGACUGGAUGUGCAGGUCUAUUAUGAGGGUCUGGAGUUUGUAUCAUGUAAGGAGGUCAGUGAGGUGCAGUGUGCAUUAGCGGGGCCAUUUGUUAUAGAGGUGUGUCUCCUCGGGUUGUUGCUGUGAGCUGGAUGUGUCCUUGAAGACUGUGACUUCUGUGUUGUUCAGCUGAUUUGAUUGUAUAAUGGAGCGUAUUUGUGUUCUGCAAAAAUAGCCAAUGCUUAGCCCCUAUUCUGCUUACAGGGUUAGUUUUGGUGUUAACGAUGUUAUAGAAUAGCCAGGUGAGUGCCAGUGCUGUUAAUGUUUAACCUGAGCAUCAUUACCACAAGUCGGCUGCUUCAUGUCCUUUGUGUUCCUAAGUAUGCGUUUUGGGAGGGUUUGCUGCUGGGCAUCGCUGUUAAGGCUUUACCUUUCUCACCUAAUCAGUGCUGGGUCUCUGCCAAACCAUAUCUUAUUAUGUGCCUAAUGUGGUAGUGUUGUACUUGUUCGUGUUAUGUAUGAUCCCAUCAGAAUUUGGACCUGUGUGCACAAAUGGUGAUCACUUGUUUAUUCUUUAAUUUCAGAACCUAGCAUAUACUCUCAGUAAGUCAAACCUACCAUUAAGGAUUGCCCUGUAUACCUGCAUUCUGUCCUGCUCAAUAAUUCAACAAAGAAUGGCCAAUCAGCCACCCAACUUGUCUGCCCGUGUCCUGAACGACACCCCACAGCAAACCUUGUCCGUCUGUCACAGCACCUUUUAUGGUCUCAAACCUUCCCUAAACUAUCCUGUACUCUUCUGUUGAGGUGAUGCAGUGUUGCUUUUGGCCUUGAGCUUCACAGAAACUGUUUUGUGGCCUUAACACAGUACUCCACCGAUGUGUGAGUGCAGUGUUAAGCACAGCUGUGCCCCAUCCCCAAGGCUCCUCUCAAGUUUCUGCCUCUGCCUGGCAGUGCCACUCCUUCUGCCUCACUGCUGGACACCCAAUGCACAUUAGCAGUGUGCGGUGGCUCCAGCCUACGUGUGUCUGACUGCAAAGGGCACAGGGCAGCCAGUCUGCUCCCCAGAGCCCCCUGAUUGUUACCGUUCCACAUUUUCAAAGCAGGGGAAUGUGGCUCCCAGCUGCCCUCACUCUUUCAUGGAGGAUGGCCCCGGUUUGCAGCCCGGAUACUCCCUGCGCACCGGGUCUCUAUGCGACAGCCCGUUGCCUGGUUCAGUUUUAUGGGGGUUUCGGAAAUGGGUCAUAUAGUUCUCCAUUUGCCAAAGUCCACUCUGUGUUUUCCCCGCUGUAUGGCCUGAUUCUGCCACAGAUUCAGCAUGUAACCCACACUGAAUUAGCACCAUUAGUUUUGUCUCGCACUGACUUUGCUAGUGACUGAAUGUGAACAUGUCAGGCGAAUGAGCCUCUUAAGUUUGAUCUUUUACACCCUAUGUGAAGGGGCCACAUAGGGGCAUCAGGGAGCAUUCAAAUUCCUUGCUGGGAACAGGAUGAGGGGUUUCAUGUUUUUCUGGCUGUUCUGUGCUGGGUCCUCAUUUACGAGCUGUGGGGUGACGAUACCUUGCUGAAGCUGUGUUAUCGGUGUCCUCAAACACGGCCUGUCAGCACUCUUUUUAGCAGGAUCUUUAAUUCGGCGUCAGCCUGACCGACACUCGUCACAGGGGCUGAUCCUGCUGUUUGUCUGCUUGUGUGAUGAAUGUAACACAUUCAGGACUAUUUUAGUAUAAUCCCAGGUUUGAAGAAUCUUCCUGAGGGGGAGUGUUCACCUUGCCAUCAAGUAGUGCAGUCUAGAACAUUCUGUGGGUGUUAUUUGCAUGGAUGAAGCAGUGGUUCAGAAAGUUCAGUUCCCACACUUCAGAAAACCCAAUGUUAGCUCUGCGCUCAUUAAUGUGCCCAGAAUGCCUGAUAUGUUAAGGGAUUCUUUAUUUGUUUAUUCAUUAAUAAUACAUAUUGCACAGACUAGUUUCUGGGUAGUUGAUUCUGUUAUACGGUGUUUUUCUACCAACAUCCUUGCCACUGGACGUUCAUUCUGCAAGGGAGAAUCUGUCUUCUGACCCCUGACUGGUGGGAUCCUGCACUCCAUCACUGCCCUCUGCUCCUCUCUCCAUCCCUCUCUCCUUUUCUCUCUCUCUCUCUCUCUCUCUCUCUCUCUCUCUCUCUCUCUCUCUGCCCGUGUACAGCCAUGGCCGCCAACAAGCCAAAGGGACAGAACUCGCUGGCCCUGCACAAGGUCAUCAUGGUGGGCAGUGGCGGCGUGGGCAAGUCCGCGCUCACCCUGCAGUUCAUGUAUGACGAGUUUGUGGAGGACUAUGAGCCAACCAAAGCCGACAGCUACAGGAAGAAGGUGGUCCUCGACGGUGAGGAGGUCCAGAUCGACAUCUUGGACACGGCAGGGCAGGAAGACUACGCCGCCAUCCGGGACAACUACUUCCGCAGCGGAGAGGGAUUCCUCUGUGUGUUCUCCAUCACGGAGCUGGAGUCCUUCACCGCCACCGCGGAUUUCAGAGAGCAGAUCCUGCGGGUGAAGGAGGACGAGAACGUGCCCUUCCUGCUGGUCGGGAACAAGUCUGACCUGGAGGACCGUCGGCAGGUGGGCGUGGAGGAAGCGAAGGCGCGUGCCGAGCAGUGGGGAGUCAGUUACGUGGAGACUUCUGCCAAAACCCGCGCCAAUGUGGACAAGGUGUUCUUUGACCUGAUGCGUGAGAUUCGGGCAAGAAAGAUGGAGGACAGCAAGGAGAAAAAUGGAAAAAAGAAGAGAAAAAGCCUGGCCAAUCGGAUUCGAGAGCGAUGCUGCAUUUUAUAAUGGCUGCUGGCCUCUUCCACAGCCCUCUGUUAACGACUCCUCCUCUUUGUGUUGGUUCCCCUCGGCUCCCUCUGAACAGCUCAGGCUGUGAGAGGUCGUUUCCUCUUGUGUCUCUGGGAUGGGGGUAAGUUUGGGAGCGAGAGAUGCGUAGCGCUUUAGGAGCUAAGGGGGGGUGGUGAACAGCUGGAUGGGGUAGAUAGUGAAAGGACUAUUCUCGCUGUAUAACUUGUAUAUAUCUGGUGCCAUAAGCACAGUGAUCACAGCAGUUCUGUUUUUUUUUUUUUUUUUUUUUUUUAAAUCAUUUAGAGCAGCCCUUAUUCCCCUGUGGAGAGUUUUAUAUACAUGCUUAAAGCUACAGGCGGCCCACCGGUCAGGCUCCGCUUCAUGUUGCUGGUGCAUCGCGUCCCUCUUAGUUCCACUACAUUUCCCAUGAGGCCUAGCGACAGGACUCCUGAACUGGGGCUCACGAGGCCAGCAUGGCGAGAGGCGGAGGUGAAAACCGUCCUCCCAGCUCGGAGGCCGGCUACCUGCCUGCCACCGCUGCGUUUCUGAGCCCUGCCGUGCACUGUGAGCGUGUCUGACCUGAGGGAAGCUACUGCAAGCUCCUGGAAUUAGUCAUGUGACCUGCUACGCCCGGCGGUGGGAGGCGGCUGUGCUGUAUCACCUGGUUUCCUUCACAGCUGCUGUGUUUCGUCGCAUGUGGGUACAUAUAAGUGCUCCGGUCCAGUCCGGUCUGGUUCCGCGUCUGUCCCGUUUGCCUUCAUGUUAAACGGCACCUUCCUGCCUCUUGCCAUGUUGGGCUAGAGUGCAGGAAUCGGGGCCUGGCCGUAAGCACAACUGCUGGGUGGUGAGAGGGGAAGGAGGUCACCUACCUAGGCCACCUGUGCUCUGUGCUUGUUAAGCGUGUGUCACUAAUAGUCUUUUUCUGUAUGGUUAGCUAAUGACACUCAGUAAUGUUUAAUCUGAAAUGUAGUGACGGCACCCCUGUGCUUGUGGGUGGGUGCGUAGCUCUGUAAGUAUGCUUUGCCUUAUUGACAUCUCCGUUCUUUAGCAGAUGCAUUGCGUGGCACUUGCUGCAAGCAUCGCACUUGUCAUUUCAUUCACAAUGUCAUUUCAGAAAUGAAUGCCAUUAUUUAAAGAUUGCGCUUGUUUUACCAGUCUUUUCUGUACCUACUGGUGGAUUACUUUCCAAAGGACAUUUCAUAACCCCCAAAACAAGUUCAUAGGAAGACAGUGCAGACAGUGGGACCAAUAUGUUGAAUUGGAAACCUGGGUGAAUCUCUGCACUGUGGCCCCUGACUUCCUGAAGCAUUUUAAGGGGCUGGAGCUCUGUGUUCCAUGUGAGCUAAUGAUGACAAAGGGCUGGGGAUUCCUCCUGCUACUUUCAGCUCAGCGUUUCUUGUGCAUCAUUUUCUCCUGUGGCCUGAUUUUGAACGGAGUCUGCUUGGUCCUGCUUCAGACUGGAUGAACACGUUCUCAGCAGCACUAAAUGCCCUGUUCCACUCUGUGAAAACCAGUGCGAUGCAGCACGGAGGAUGGCGUCUCCCAGGUAACCGAAACCCAUAACACUAACUAGCGUGCCUCCAUGGUGCAUUCCUGCUCGUGCUGAAACCAUCUAAGCAAAUAUGUGCUGAUGUUCUGUGUUUGUGCUUUGUUGGAGGGGAUUGGGGGCAUCACAGGUUAGAUGAGAUUUUGUUUUGUGCCCAUUCCCCCCUUCCUGUAAGAUUGCUUCAUUCACAUGCAUCCCUUACUGAAUGUCAUCCAGCGAGGGGAGGGGGGAGAAAUGUGUACAGCUUUUUCUGGAAUCUGGACAUUUCAAGUGAGGAAAUGUUUUUGAAGACUAUUCUGAAUGCCCUUUUCUAGUAGCUCGUUAAGUCUGUUGUAUUGCUCUGUUUUGGGAAUGGUUUAGAAAACGGGCUUUAAAGAAGAGGGGGGAUUUCAGCAUUAACAAAUAGUAUGGAUGCUAUGUGUACGUCUCACUGAAUCUCCACUGUUUCCCACUCUCUCUAAACUGUUGUGACGAUGCUUUAGCCCUGCUUAUUUUGUUAUAAGUACCGUGUAACCAGGGAUCCUUAACUGAACCACUAACAUCAUUUUCUGUUUGUGGCACGUGGGUGCAGAGGUGUGAUGAUGCUGCAGGGAAGGGCUGAUGCUCCUCCCGCCCACGCCUUUUUGCUGUACUUUGAGCCAUUAAGAGAGCUUAAAAAUGUGAAGAUGACAUGAAUAAAGAAAUAAACUACCAUUUUAUAACUUGUA
Messenger RNA from Paramormyrops kingsleyae, 6433 nucleotides. RefSeq names its product v-ral simian leukemia viral oncogene homolog Ab (ras related) (gene ralab). Gene Ontology annotation, cellular component: membrane. Gene Ontology annotation, molecular function: GTPase activity; GTP binding. The record is from RefSeq and is a predicted model, not a curated record. Gene Ontology annotation, biological process: signal transduction. Lineage: Eukaryota; Metazoa; Chordata; Actinopteri; Osteoglossiformes; Mormyridae.